Ostreobium quekettii is the source of this 1791-nucleotide messenger RNA. The record is from the annotation of a GenBank genome assembly. Lineage: Eukaryota; Viridiplantae; Chlorophyta; Ulvophyceae; Bryopsidales; Ostreobiaceae.
AUGGCCGCCAGGCUGUGGGCCCUGCGGAUGGGAGGCGCCGCGGCGCUGGCGGCCGCCGCUUCCGGUGGCGCCGGCGCCGUGCUGUGCGACAAGGACCCGCCGCCGUACCUGGAUCCCGAGGCGUGGGAGCGGGCGGCCAAGGCGCUGCGAGACAUCAAUGCGCAGCCCAAUGCCAAGAAGAUUUUUGAACAGCUGAAGCUGGAGGAACUGACAAGAGCACAAGAACAGAAGGCGAAGGAGUCUGAGUUCAAGGCGCAGGCAGUGGCGCUGGCCAAGGAGCAAGAACGCGUGAAGUGGGAAGAGCAGCGUGCAAGCCAGCGUGAGAAUGCGCAGCAGCAUGCGGAGAUCAAGCGCUAUGAGGACGACCUUGCCCGGCAGCGGAUGAAGAGUGAGCAUGAGCUGCAGAGGAAGCGCAAUGCCGAGCUGGUGCGCCUGCAGGAGGAGUCGGUGCAGGCGCAGGAGCAGGAGAGGCUGCGGGUGGAGCAGCAGAUACAGGCAGAACGGCGGGCAGCCGAGCAGUACAAGGCAGAGCUGGAGAAGGAGAUCCAAAGGGACCGGGCACUCGCCGAGGCAGAGGGCCGAAUAAAGGAGCAGCGUGCAAAUGAGGACGUCAUUCGGCGGCAAACGAUCCUACAGUACCAGGAACGCACGAAGAUGGUCAUCCAAGCCAUCGGCGAGGCCUUUGGGCACCUGGGGCGGGGGGCGCUGGCGAUAGUGACCGACCGUGACCUGUUGCUGCGGACAGCAGGGCUCAGCAGCCUGCUGCUGCUCGGCUUCUUCAGCACUCGGGAAGCCUCCCGGGUCGUUGGCAGGAGUGUUGAGCGCUGGCUGGGCACACCCAAGUUGAUCCGUGACACUUCAAGACGGCAUCUGUGGACCUGGCGCUUCUGGUUCACUGCUGCCACCAAAUCUGCUGCAGAGGUCCGAAAGGACUUUCGCGACAUCAUCCUGCCAGCCCAGCUGCAUGACCACGUCCGGGCCCUGGCUGCCGUCACCUCCAACACCAAGCGCCACGGGGCACCCUUCCGCCACAUGCUUUUCUAUGGACCCCCUGGCACUGGCAAGACCCUGGUGGCAAGGCGCCUGGCUCACACCUCCGGCCUGGACUACGCCAUCAUGAGUGGUGGGGAUGUGGCACCUUUGGCAGGUGCAGCUGUCACCCAGCUGCAUGCCGUGUUCGACUGGGCAGAGCGCAGCCGCAAGGGCCUGCUGCUGUUCAUAGACGAAGCAGAUGCGUUCUUAGGGCGGCGGAGUGACGUGAUGAGCGAGGGCCUGCGGGGGGCGCUUAAUGCAAUGCUCUUCAGAACGGGGGACCAAUCGAAGGACUUUCUGGUGGUGCUGGCCACAAACAGGCCAGGCGAUCUGGAUGCUGCUGUUCUGGACCGCAUCGAUGAGGUUUUGGAAUUUCCCCUCCCGACAGUCAAUGAGAGGAAGGAGAUUCUGGAUGUGUACCUAAAAAAGUACAUUAUGCAGGCUUGGCGAGAUGACGGCGUGUGGUCAGCGCGAUUGAGGCGACGCUUCCUGGCACUGUUUGGCGGGGGAAAGAAGGCUGUCACCGACAAGAUCCGACUGCACGAGGUGACAGAGCCCCUCCUAUGGCAAGCGGCAGAGGCGACAGAAGGAUUCUCAGGUCGGGAGCUAGCCAAGUUCAUGGCCAGCGUUCAGGCGGCCGUGUAUGGCACACGCGACGCCACCCUCACCGCUGACAUCUUGAACAAGAUCCUGCAGUUCAAGGUGAGGGAGCACAACAAGCGCAUGGGCUUCCGGGAAAAAAGGGAGGUCUACGUGUAG